This is a messenger RNA of Oncorhynchus masou masou (cherry salmon), 4281 nucleotides long. RefSeq names its product ephrin type-A receptor 6-like. Gene Ontology annotation, molecular function: ATP binding; transmembrane-ephrin receptor activity; protein binding. The transcript is spliced from 20 exons. Gene Ontology annotation, biological process: ephrin receptor signaling pathway; protein phosphorylation; axon guidance. The coding region runs from base 130 to 3093 and encodes 987 amino acids. Gene Ontology annotation, cellular component: plasma membrane; dendrite. Lineage: Eukaryota; Metazoa; Chordata; Actinopteri; Salmoniformes; Salmonidae. The record is from RefSeq and is a predicted model, not a curated record.
UCCAGUCCGCAGCGUCUCUCUGCGUCACCGUGUGGCGGGACGACAGCAGAACCGUCGGUGGUUUGAGUCUCGGUUUGUCCGUUACUAGUUUUUUUUGUUGUUGUUGAGGAUAUUAUUUUUGGUGUAGAGAUGAGUUCCAACAGGAAGUGUUGCCUGUUCUUCCUGCUGGUCAGAAGUAUCCUGUCGGACACCAGUCAUACCAAUCAAGUGGUUCUGUUGGACACUACAGCUGUUCUGGGUGAGUUGGACUGGAGGACCUACCCAGUGAAUGGGUGGGAUGCGAUAACAGAGAUGGAUGAACAGAACCGACCUAUCCAUACCUUCCAGGUGUGUCAUGUGAUGGAGCCCAACCAGAACAACUGGCUACAGUCCAAUUGGAUCCAGCGCCAGGAAGCACAGAAGGUGUACGUGGAGCUGCGCUUCACCCUGAGAGACUGUAACUCCAUCCCUUGGGUGUCUGGUACCUGCAAGGAGACCUUUAACCUCUUCUACCUCCAGACAGAAGAGCCGCACGCCGCCGCCACCCGCUUCAGACCCGCCGACUACGCCAAGGUGGACACCAUUGCUGCCGAUGAGAGCUUCACACAGACGGACCUGGGCGACCGCGUUCUGCGCCUCAACACGGAGGUCAGAGAGGUCGGCCCCGUGACCCAGAAGGGCUUCUACCUGGCGUUCCAGGAUGUGGGGGCGUGUAUCGCUCUGGUCUCCGUCAAGGUGUUCUACAAGCGCUGUCCAUCCACUCUGAGGAACCUGGCAACGUUCCCAGACACGGUACCAAGGGUCGACUCCUCCUCGCUGGUGGAGGUGCGGGGAGCGUGCGUGGAGAACGCAGAGGAGAGGGAUACGCCCAAACUGUACUGUGGGGCGGACGGGGACUGGCUGGUUCCUCUGGGGCGAUGCGUCUGUAGUCUGGGACAUGAGGAGAUUGACGGAUUCUGCCAGGCGUGUAGACCAGGGUCCUACAAGGCUUUGUCAGGGAUUAUCAAGUGUUCCAAGUGUCCUCCCCACAGUUCCAGCCAUGACCAGGCAGCCACGCUCUGCCACUGUGACAAAGGCUUCUACCGGGCAGCCAAGGACCCCUCCACCAUGGCUUGCACACGCGCUCCAUCGGCCCCUAGGAACCUGAUCUCUCUCAUUAACGAGACGGCUCUGUUCCUCACCUGGUCUCCGCCUAGCGACAGCGGUGGCAGGAAGGACCUGACUUAUAACAUCAUGUGCCAGCGCUGUGGCGCCUCCGGUGGCGAGGAGGACUGUGAGCCGUGUGAGACCGACCUGCGCUUCGUACCACGCCUCCUGGGCCUCACCGGGACCUCGGUGGCUAUUCUGGACUUUGCCACACACGCCAACUACACCUUCCACGUAGAGACGGUGAAUGGAGUGUCUGGACUGGGAGGAAACACCAGACCCCUGGCGAACAUCACUGUUACUACUGACCAGACUGGUCCUUCUCUGGUUGGCGUGGUGAGGAAGGACUGGGCGUCUGACAACAGUAUCGCCCUCUCCUGGACGGAGGUGGAACAGCAGCCUAAUGUCAUACUGGACUAUGAGAUCAAGUACUACGAUAAGGAACACGACCAGUCGGGCUACUCAUCGACCCGGACCAAGGCCCUGGGCGUCGUGGUGACCGGCCUCAAGCCCUCCACCGUGUACGUGUUCCACGUGCGCGCUCGCACCGCCGCCGGCUUCACCGCUUACAGCAACACGGUUCACUUCUCCACCGGGGACGAGUACUCAGGCAUGGCGGCUGACCAGGGGCAGGUGCUCGUGGUUGUCACGGCAGCCGUGGGCGGGUUCUCCCUGCUCAUCAUCCUCACCCUCUUCUUCCUCAUCACCGGACGGUGUCAGGUGUUCAUCAAGGCGAAGAUGCAGUCAGACGAUAAGAGGCGGGCUGACUUUCAGAACGUGCUUCCUUUGCCUGGUAUCAAGACGUAUGUGGAUCCUGACACAUACGAAGACCCAACGCAGGCUGUCCACGAGUUCACCAAGGAGAUAGAUCCUUCUAGAAUACGCAUCGAGAGGGUGGUAGGAGCAGGUGAGUUCGGGGAGGUGUGCAGCGGGUGUCUGCGUACCCCAGGUCAGAAGGAGAUCCCGGUGGCCAUUAAGACCCUGAAGGGAGGCUACGUGGAGCCCCAGAGAAGAGACUUCCUCAGAGAGGCCUCCAUCAUGGGACAGUUCAACAAUCCCAACAUCAUACGGCUGGAAGGAGUGGUCACCAAGAGCAGACCUGUGAUGAUCGUGGUGGAAUACAUGGAGAACGGAUCCCUGGACUCUUUUCUGAGGCAGCAUGAUGGCCACUUCACAGUGGUCCAGCUGGUGGGGAUGCUGCAUGGCGUGGCGUCAGGGAUGACCUACCUGUCUGACUUGGGCUACGUGCACCGUGACCUGGCCGCUCGCAACAUCCUGGUAGAUGAGGGUCUGGUGUGUAAGGUGUCUGACUUCGGCCUGUCCAGAGUCCUAGAGGACCACCCUGAGCCUGCAUAUAACACCAUGGGGGAUAAGAUCCCGGUCCGUUGGACAGCUCCCGAGGCCAUCACCUACAGGAAGUUCUCUUCAGCCUCCGACGUCUGGAGCUACGGCAUCGUCAUGUGGGAAGUGAUGUCGUACGGGGAGAGACCUUACUGGGAGAUGUCCAAUCAGGAUGUGAUCCUGUCUAUAGAGGAGGGUUACCGUCUUCCUGUCCCCAUGGACUGUCCUGUGGUUCUGCACCAGUUGAUGCUCCACUGCUGGCAGAAGGAGAGAGGGCAGAGACCUCACUUCAACAGCCUGGUCUCCUUCCUGGAUAAGCUCAUCAGGAACCCCACUAGUCUACUGACACUGGUGGACAACAGUUUUCCAGAAUCACUGGAGGACGUGCCGGACUACCCUCUGUUCAUCUCCAUCGGCGAUUGGCUGGACUCCAUCAAGAUGAGCCAAUACAAGAAGCAGUUCCUGGCAGCAGGGUUCACCACCCUGGACUCUGUCUCCACCAUGAGUAUAGAGGACAUCAGGCGUAUCGGUGUGUCUCUGAUUGGCCACCAGAGGAGGAUAGUGAGCAGCAUUCAGAGUCUCCGUCUACAGUUCCUCACCGUCCAACACAACGGCUUCCACAUCUAAACCAACCCCCAAAACGCUAGGACUGCACAGACAGGCCUGGGUGUGUUCAUUCGGCACCGAACGGAAAAGAAAACAAACUGAAACAGAGAGCGAUUAGCUGAACUCGUCCAAUUAGAAACGCUUGUUUCUAAAAUUCUAGAUGUUCUCUCGGCGGACUGGUGAACUGUUCCCCGUGUGGACUACAGUGGUUUACCAAGGAGGCUUCUGUCCCUGAUCCAGAAGACUUGAGAUGGAGGUCGUUUCAGCCCACGUCCUGAACAGCACCCUUUUCCCUUCAUGGUGCACUGUUUAGGACAGACACGUGCAGUACGAAGCACAUGGAGAGGCAAGUGCACUGAUGGGUCUUCCUCUAAUCAGGUGGACGGAGACGGGCUGAAACAGGACACUCCGUUUAGAGACCACUACUUUUGACAAACAAAAUGGGAUGAUUAAAUGUGUCUUAUUUAUUACAGAUGUUUUGUUUCCUUGUUCAUUUAUCAAGCAGCAGAUUGUGACCAAUAGGAAUAGAAAGGACAAUGUGGAGGAGAUUCUGACCAAUAGGAAGAGAAAGGACAAUGUGGAGGAGAUUCUGACCAAUAGGAAGAGAAAGGACAAUGUGGAGGAGAUUCUGACCAAUAGGAAGAGAAAGGACAAUGUGGAGGAGAUUUUGACCAAUAGGAAGAGAAAGGACAAUGUGGAGGAGAUUCUGACCAAUAGGAAGAGAAAGGACAAUGUGGAGGAGAUUCUGACCAAUAGGAAGAGAAAGGACAAUGUGGAGGAGAUUUUGACCAAUAGGAAGAGAAAGGACAAUGUGGAGGAGAUUCUGACCAAUAGGAAGAGAAAGAACAAUGUGAAGGAGAUUCUGAACCAACUGGAAGAGAAAGGACAAUGUGGAGGAGAUUUUGACCAAUAGGAAGAGAAAGGACAAUGUGGAGGAGAUUCUGACCAAUAGGAAGAGAAAGGACAAUGCAGAGGAGAUUCUGGCCAAUAGGAAGAGAAAGGACAAUGUGGAGGAGAUUUUGGAGCAAAGAGAAGACAAAUGAAUGUCAUCUGAUUUUACAAAUGUAUAAUCCAUCAUCAACCAGAAUAUGUGAAAUAUUUGUGGAAAAGUCAUGUUCUGUGAAAAAGCCUUGUUCAGUUUGAUAAGACAUCCUAGUUCAGUUUGAUUAGACAUCCUAGUUCAGUUUGAUUAGACAUCCUUGUUCAGUU